UCUGUUAAGACUUAGGGGGCAGAUAAGCAAGUCAGGCCAAAGUUGCUGAAGUGAAUAGAGCAGGGCAGGGCGGAGGAGACUGCAGGAGACGGAUGGGCAGGGCCCUGUAGAGAUUAGGGGGUUUAAAUCACAGGCCUGGUUCAUUCUGGAAACUACAGGCAGUGGUCCUGGACCUGCAUCAGUUCAGAUAUCAGCCAUGCUUGGUACAGCCAGCUCCCUAGUGGCUGCCAUUUGGGCUGAGCUCCAUUUCCGGAUUUUGCUGCUGUCUGCUGUCGUCUUUCUGUUCCUGGCUGAUUUCCUCAAAAACCGUCGCCCCAAGAACUACCCGCCAGGGCCAAUGCGCCUGCCCUUCGUGGGCUGCUUGUUCCAUGUGGACCCCAAGCAGCCCCACCUAUCCCUUCAGCAGUUUGUGAAGAAAUAUGGGAAUGUUCUAAGCCUGGAUUUUGCUAACAUACCUUUAGUGGUUGUAACUGGCAUGCCAUUAAUCAAAGAAGUCUUUACUCAAAUGGAGCAUAAUUUUAUGAAUCGCCCAGUCACUCUUCUCCGAAAACAUCUCUUUAACAAAAAUGGGUUGAUCUUCUCCAGUGGCCAGACAUGGAAAGAACAAAGAAGGUUUACCAUGAUGACACUGAGGAACUUUGGACUAGGAAAGAGGAGCUUAGAGCAGCGAAUACAAGAGGAGGCUCACUACCUUGUGGAGGCCAUAAAAGAUGAGGGAGGACAGCCUUUUGACCCUCACUUCAAUAUCAACAAUGCAGUUUCCAAUAUCAUUUGCUCUAUUACCUUUGGGAAGCGCUUUGACUACCAUGACAGUCAGUUUCAAGAGAUGCUGAGGUUACUGGAUGAGGCCAUGUGUUUGGAGUCAUCAAUGAUGUGCCAACUCUACAAUAUAUUUCCAAGGAUACUUCAGUAUCUUCCUGGAUCACACCAAACACUUUUCAGAAACUGGAGAAAACUGCAAUUGUUUGUUUCCAAUAUUGUUAACAAUCACCGGAGAGACUGGGAUCCAGAUGAGCCAAGAGACUUCAUUGAUGCUUUCCUCACGGAAAUGACAAAGUACCCAGACAAGACUACUACAAGCUUCAAUGAAGAGAACCUCAUCUGCAGCACUCUGGACCUCUUCUUUGCUGGAACAGAGACAACAUCUACAACCCUGCGCUGGGCUCUCCUCUGCAUGGCCCUCUACCCAGAAGUCCAGGAAAAAAUGCAGGCUGAGAUUGACAGAGUGAUUGGGCAAGCAAGACAGCCGAACCUGGCAGACCGAGAUUCCAUGCCCUACACCAAUGCUGUCAUCCAUGAGGUGCAGAGAAUGGGCAACAUCAUCCCCUUUAAUGUUCCCAGGGAAGUGGCAGUUGACACCAAGCUGGCUGGAUUUAACUUGCCAAAGGGCACUAUGAUUCUUUCCAACCUAACUGCACUGCACAGGGAUCCUAGCGAGUGGACCACCCCAGAUGCAUUCAAUCCAGAGCACUUUUUGGAAAAUGGACAGUUUAAGAAGAGAGAAUCCUUUCUGCCUUUCUCAAUGGGAAAGAGAGCUUGUCUUGGAGAACAACUGGCCAGGUCUGAGCUAUUCAUUUUUAUCACUUCUCUUUUCCAAAAAUUUACCUUCAAGCCACCAGUCAAUGAGAAGCUAAGUCUGCAGUUCAGAAUGGCCGUCACCAUUUCCCCAGUCAGUCACCACCUUUGUGCAAUUCCUAGGCCGUGAUGUUGAAGGAAGAAAGUAUGAAGAAAUGGCAUCUGCAUGGGAGGCACUGGUGCCUGCUCCCAUUUGAGCUGGUAGAAUUAAGGUGACAGAGAGUGCGUGCAAUGAGACUAAGGAAACUGAAUCAAGUUAUGGGUUCAGUAAGUAGAAAGCCACUUGUAAGCUCAAUGACACAGCUUCUCAACUGAAGACUUGCAGAGAAAAAAUGAUUUGUCCAGAAAAGAAAAUGGUUGAAGAGAUCACUGGGGAAUGGAUUAAG
Molecule: messenger RNA, 1961 nt
Organism: Mus pahari (shrew mouse)
Lineage: Eukaryota; Metazoa; Chordata; Mammalia; Rodentia; Muridae
Product: cytochrome P450 2J3
Exons: 9
Coding region: 197-1705 (502 amino acids)
Biological process (GO): xenobiotic metabolic process
Cellular component (GO): cytoplasm; intracellular membrane-bounded organelle
Molecular function (GO): iron ion binding; oxidoreductase activity, acting on paired donors, with incorporation or reduction of molecular oxygen, reduced flavin or flavoprotein as one donor, and incorporation of one atom of oxygen; heme binding
Source: RefSeq, a predicted model, not a curated record